Linum trigynum is the source of this 3075-nucleotide messenger RNA. NCBI's taxonomy places the organism in Eukaryota, Viridiplantae, Streptophyta, Magnoliopsida, Malpighiales, Linaceae. The record is from the annotation of a GenBank genome assembly.
UGAUUUUGUUUAGCAACGCUCUAUCCUCAAAUGACAAUUGACAGGAAGGAAAUUCAGGGCUCAAGAUAGGGUGAGUAACCUUAGGGCAAGUAACAAUGAGUAACCAAAUAUGGACAUUUCUUUUAAGUGGCUGCAGACCUAAAGGUAGAGAAUUAAAUGAAUUUAUUUUCCCUAGUUUUCUUAAUUGAAUCAUAUCUUCUUCAUUCUAACUCGGAUUUCAAUUUUUUUUGCACAGAUGGAACGAGUUCGUUUUGCUCUACAAAAUGAUAUUCAUUUUCAAUAUUUUUUGAGAAUUUUUUUUUCAUCCCUCUCGUUACCAACUCCAUACCAUAUGGUAUCUCCUUCGUUGUUUAGUCAUUUUCGAAAAUUUUUGCACAAAAGGAAUGAUUUAAUCAUGAUCUAUUGGAUUUCAAAAUUUUCUGGAGAAAAAAAUUCCAUACCUCUCGUUACCAACUUCAUACCAUACUAUACCACCCUGGUAUGAGGUAGUAUUUUUCAUACUAUAUGGUAUGCUGUAUUGACUGGUAAUAACUGACAAUUUUUUUUUGUUCCAAAAAAUAUUGAGGUGGUAUUUUUCAUAUCAUAUGGUAUGCUGUUAUUUAAUACCAGUCAGUACCAUAUGGUAUUGACUAUACCAUAUGGUAUUGACUGGUAAUAACUGGCAAUUUUUUUUCGUUCCAAAAAAUAUCAAAGUGAAUAUAAUUUUGAAGAGCACAAUUAAUCUGAUCUAACUGUGCGAAAAAAAAAUUAAAUUCCGAGUUAAAACGAGUGAGAAAUCGUCCGUUAAAAAUUAAGGGAAAUAAAAUUAAUAAUUUUUCCAGCAGAGAGUAGGAGGCGCUAAUGUGACAGAUUCUUAUUGGGUUAUGCAUGAGAUUACUCACCACAAGGUUACUCACCCGAUCUGCUCCAAAAUGCAGAGUUUGGCAUUUAGGCUUAAAAGCUCUUAGUUCAUGGGCUUGAAGUCCGAUAGUUUGUCGGGCUUCGUUAAGAGGUAAACCCGUUCCAUAUAUUAAACGUCCAAAACGAUCCACCCGCCAUAUUUUCUGUUGCCAGGAAACCCGCCUAAACCCAACGAACUCCCUCCGCAGUUCUCUACAGAUAAUGCUCUCCCUAUCUACUCUCCCGCCAUCUUCCUUUCUCCGGCCUCACGGCGGCGACCGGAGGCUAUUCCAGCGUCUACAUUAUCCAGAAAGGUGCAAUUUCGAAAAGUUAGGAUCUUACAAGAUCGAGUGCAAGCUCGCAAAAUUGAAGCAGGCUCCUGGGGGCACGAACCCUGAUUCCCUGAUAAAGGAGCCUCACAAGUACUUCGAUCAGGUGAUCAUAACUGUUCGUUCUGGCGAUGGAGGCCAUGGGGCUAUCCUCAAGAUGCCUAACCAGAGUCCUGCCAAGCCUGUUGGGAAGUUAGAGAAGGAAAAGGCGAGGAUAAAGGGCUCGAUCAAAAGGGAUUUUGAUGGGUCGCUUGUUCUGCCUGUUGGUGGGCAUGGAGGGGAUAUUGUUGUUUAUGCAGACGAGGGGAGAGAUACGCUGUUGGAGUUGCAUAAAAAGGGGCGGUUCAGUGCCAAAAGAGGUGGAAAUGUGGAUUCCACGGGCGUCUUGACUCCCCAGUUGCGCAAUGGGUUUGCUUCCCCUAGUAUGCGUAUCCCCGUACCACUAGGUACUGUUGUGAAGCAAAAAAGAGGCAAGUUGUUGGCUGAUUUAACGCAACCUGGUCAGGAAAUACUCGUUGCUAGAGGUGGACAAGGAGGGAUUAGCUUGCUGGACGCGCCAGAACAUAAGAAGAAAAAGCUUAUGAGUCUAACCAGUAACGUGCUGAGAGAUGAUAGUGACAAGGUGUUAACUCAUGGGCAGCCUGGGGAGGAAGUUAGUUUGGAGUUAAUUCUACGAGUUGUAGCUGAUGUUGGUUUAGUUGGCCUCCCAAAUGCUGGGAAAUCGACACUUUUGUCCGCUAUUACACUUGCAAAACCUGACAUCGCUGAUUACCCUUUUACAACCUUGAUGCCAAACCUUGGCCGUCUUGAUGGUGAUCCAGCUUUGGGGCCUGAGAUGUAUUCAUCCGCAGCAACAUUGGCAGAUUUGCCUGGUCUUAUAGAGGGUGCUCAUUUGGGCAAGGGUCUUGGACGAAAUUUUCUAAGACACCUGAGGAGGACUCGGGUGCUCGUUCAUGUUGUUGAUGCAGCUGCAGAGGACCCUGUGAAUGACUAUAGAACUGUGAGAGAAGAGUUAAGGAUGUACAAUCCCGAGUACCUAAGAAGACCUUAUCUGGUGGUGCUCAAUAAGAUUGAUCUUCCUCAGGCAAAUGAGAGGCUUCAAUCCUUGACUGAAGAGAUAUCGAGAAUAGGUACCGAUGUGUUAGCAAUGAACCCAGAAGUGGUGCCUGAGGCAAGUGAUGAAUUGGUUCCUCGUACUUCUGAUGAAGAAGAGGAAAAAGAUUUGGAGGACUAUGCUCGCCCCGUCGCUGUUGUGGGAGUCAGUGUGCUGAAAGGGGUCAGGGUAAAGGAGAUGUUGAAGCAGAUUCGAGCGGCCUUACGACAGUGCAGAGAUUCUGAAUGAACCCUUAAUUUGGGAUACAAAACCACGAGAUUGAACGUGUAGUGAGAUAAUCCCCUUCUAAGCAAUAGCUCAAAACAAAUAUGUUGUAUCAAAUGUACAUAUUUGCCAAGUCAUGCAAUAAACCUUUGUGUUGUAUUAAGUGUCAGAAACCUUCACUAUAGCAUUUGAACUCCAUAUUAAGCGUCAUGUUAGCACGGUAGGCGAUGUGGUUUCUCUCACUUUCUUAUCUUUAAACUUUCGAUCAUUAAUGGUUAAUAUUGUCUCUUAUUUAGCGAAACUUUAGGAGCGGUGGAAACCCUAUGGUUUUUCCGGGUCAAUUUGCGGUGAUUUUUAUCGAUUGUUGAAAGGUUUUCCGAUUACUUUUCGGAAAAGAAGUCCUUUUCGAUCAAGUUUUUGCGUUGAGAUCUAGGUGGAGACCAUCUAUUCAAAUCACGGGGACCAUAAGCAUCUUUGAUUGAAUCGUUUUUUUAUGGAAGCGGAUUGUACAAGUGGAAAACCCUCGCUCAAGAAACCUUUAGGUUUUCG